AUGGUGGAUGAAGACUUGGAGAGCUUCAUUCAGGUCCUUCGCCAUUGGAAUAAGCCAGACCAACAUGAAAUACUGAACGGUGAUUACACACUUGAUUUGGAUGUUCUGGGGGUCAAAUCUGGGUGUUCAGACAAGGAAUGGUAUUUGGAUCCUGAAUCGCAGCAAAGUGCAGCAAUGUGGUGUCUUCAGGACAUUAUUCCGAAGGAAGGAGUGUUUCGCUUUGGCUACACCCAUCGCGAAAGCGAUGCGUCUAUAUACCACUGUUCCCAAGAUGCUACGGUGGAGCGACGAUACGGUCGAUGCGGGGAUCAAUUCCCAUGCGAGAGCAAGCUCAGCAUACGCCCCUGUUUGCAAAGUCGAACCCUUACCGUUUCAAUCCACCACAAAUGGCAUAUGCCCGCAGAAUAUGACAUCUCCGACAUUGAAUCAGAGUCUUCCGAAUCUGAUUCCGAAUUUGAGUCCCGGUUUCAAGAGUUUUCUGGAUUUGAAUCAGAGUCUGACUCUGACUCCCGUGAAAGCAAAGGCGAAUCUGACCCGGAGGCUAAACCACUUGACGUCCGCAUAAAAGAACACAUGAAGAUGUUAAAUGAACUCAUAGAUAGUAUGAGAGCCGAACAUGCAAAGGGGAAUUUCAAGUAUGUGAAAAGAGUUCUGAAUUCAUCGCCAAUACAGUCAAUGAUGCUCGUGGCGAAGGAAGCUAUGCAGCUCGAAAAUAAUCCGGAUAUGCCACGGACUGGGUUUCGGCACCCGGCUACACAGUACUACGUACCAGGGCUCCUCGGAAAAUGGAACGAUAGGAGGGGAUAA
Messenger RNA from Penicillium bovifimosum, 807 nucleotides. RefSeq lists its product as uncharacterized. Bases 1 to 807 code for a protein of 268 amino acids. The record is from RefSeq and is a predicted model, not a curated record. NCBI's taxonomy places the organism in Eukaryota, Fungi, Ascomycota, Eurotiomycetes, Eurotiales, Aspergillaceae. The transcript has 2 exons.